Messenger RNA from Hyalella azteca, 363 nucleotides. RefSeq lists its product as uncharacterized. Lineage: Eukaryota; Metazoa; Arthropoda; Malacostraca; Amphipoda; Hyalellidae. Gene Ontology annotation, molecular function: catalytic activity. The transcript has a single exon. The record is from RefSeq and is a predicted model, not a curated record. Bases 1 to 363 code for a protein of 120 amino acids.
AUGCGGAACCUGCACGAGCAGCUGCCGCGACCCUUCCUAAUCCUCGGAGACGUCAAUGGCAAGCACACUGCUUGGGGCAACAUCAUAGAUCAAAGAGGGAGGACUAUUGAACACUUUAUAACAAACUGCAACAUCUGCCUCUUGAACACGGGCGAAACCACCCACCUGCAUGUACAGACGGGCACAACAUCAGCCAUCGAUCUGAGCCUAUGCAUACCCGACAUCGUCAACAACGCCCGUUGGUCGGUGAUGAGCGACACGUAUGGCAGCGACCACUUCCCUAUACAGAUUGACUUCGCGAUCCACCAGCCCCUACCCAGAGCCCAGAUACAUCAUGAAAAGAGCCGACUGAAAGACCUUUAG